CGAGCCCGUUUCAUCCUAGCAUGCAGCCGCAGUCGUUGCAGAACGGUGUCGGCAUGGACGUCCUCGAGGGCCUGAUAGCGAUGCAGGACGGCCACACGGGCCAGUCGAGCAGCAUGUCGAGCCCAACGCAGCAGCAGCCGACACCGCAGAUGCUCAUGGAACACCAGAUGCGCCUGAACCAGCUCCAGCAGCUGUACCAACUACAAACCCAGAUCUUCCAACAGCAGAUCGAGCUCUUGAGUGGGCAGACACCCUUCAUGCCGCUGGUGAUGGACAGGACGAGAGAGCAGCAGCAGUACCUUCCUACUCCAGCCGCUUCAACAGAGAUCCCCCCGCAACCAAGCCCUGGUUUCGUGCCUCCUAUGCUGCUGCAAAACUCGGAGCCGAACGUGAACUCUUCGCAGAACGCACACCAAAACAGCGACCAGCAGUACAUGCAACACCACAUGAUUCCUUCUGCGCCGCACUCUGCUCCCGCCAACCUCGUCUUCCAAAACAUCCACAGCAGCCCGUAUCCCAUACCACCGGCUGACAUGGACUUUGACGAGAUGUCGCCCUUGACCAGUCCGUGGCUGGGCGCAUACAACACCGGACAAGCGUCAGAUAUGCCAGAGUCGUCCCGAGGAAUGCAACAGCAACAGCAACACCCUUCUUCGUCUGGCACAACCGCACAGAAGCGGCGCACGGCGUCUCCCACCAGCGACGAUCGCGGCGCGCCAGGCCGCCCUUCUCGGAAGCGCCAGACACCCGCCAGCCGCCUUACGAUCCCGCCGAACACAGUCGCGCCGUCGAUCCCGUCCAUGAACCGCACGCGCAGGGGCAGCCUCCGCGGCGGGACCAAAUCGGCGAGUUCGACGCCGCUCUUCCCGCCGCUCGGCCCUGCCGCCGCCGCCGGGGCCAUGACGCCGCCGUCGAACCGUUUGAUUCGCAGCGGCCCGAGCCGCGGGGCGGCGACGACGCCGAUCGAGGCCCCCGGGGACACGCCCUCGCCCGUCGACCUGUCGAUGCCCCCGCCCGCGACGCCGCUGCCGCAAGCGCCGCUGCACUUUGUGCCGCAGGGCAACGUCGGCUCCGCGGAGCACACGCCUGCGCCGACGCCGACGCCCGUGCCGCCGCCACACGCGCAGGGGCAGGGGCAGAUGCAGAUACACGGCCUGAUCACGCCCGUCACGCCCGCGAGCAUCAUGAAUCUCGGCAGGCUGGGCACGGACAGCUCGCUCACGCCGCCGAUCGCCGUGGACGCGAACGCACCACAAGCGGCGAACAAGACGAAGACGAGGGGUUCAGCGCGGCCCCGGUCUGCGACCGCUGGAAACACCUCCAAAGCGGCGCUGGUCAGCCCCGCGCUGAAGCCCAUACGUCCAGCAGGCGGCGGUAGCGGUCGCGGAGACGGCGGUUCGUCAAGCGCGGCGUCCACGUCGUCGCCUCCGGGCGGCGGCGACGGCGGCGACGGGGGGCAGCCGCCGUUGCAGGUGCGCAAGACGUCGCACAAGGCGGCGGAGCAGAAGCGGCGGGACUCGCUCAAGACGUCGUUCGACGACCUGCGGCUGCUGCUGCCGCCGAUCCCGCUGCCGUCGGACGAGGGGUACGCGGACGAGCCGGUGCUGCCGGGCGCGAUGCCGCCGCGCGGCCCGCCGAAAGGCAGCGCGGACGGCCCGAACCGCGGCGUCAGCAAGCUGCAGCUCCUUCGCUGCGGCAACGAUUACAUCCGCCGCCUCGCCGGCCGCGUCGAGCGCCGCGACGACGAGAUCGCGUGCCUCCGCGGCGAGGUACGGCGGCUCAGGCUUGUCACGGGCGGUGAGGCGGUGUCGGAGGAGGGCUUGGAGCCUGUCGACCUGGAGCGAGACCUGGACGCAAUCGAGGCGACGCUCGUGCCGCUGGGGCGUUCGGCAGCGUUCGCGGAGGACGACGAGGACGGCGGCGACUGAUGCGUGCCCGUUUUAGGACACGCUGUCUCUUUCCUGGCUUUGCGCUAUGCGUCUCUGGGCCCGUUUGCGGGCUGUGGCAGUCGCCAUUUUCGUUGGGACUGGCAUUUAGACUUGUUUUGUCUAGCUGAAAAGUAAUGGAAC
Molecule: messenger RNA, 2069 nt
Organism: Phanerochaete carnosa HHB-10118-sp
Lineage: Eukaryota; Fungi; Basidiomycota; Agaricomycetes; Polyporales; Phanerochaetaceae
Exons: 4
Coding region: 114-1928 (604 amino acids)
Biological process (GO): positive regulation of transcription by RNA polymerase II
Cellular component (GO): RNA polymerase II transcription regulator complex
Molecular function (GO): protein dimerization activity; DNA-binding transcription factor activity
Source: RefSeq, a predicted model, not a curated record